AUGCGUGCACAGCAGUACGAUGCACGAGACAACCAGCUUCAUCUCAACGAAAUACCUAUCCCAGAGCCACGCGAACAUGAAGUCCUCGUCAAGAUGGAAUGCGCAUCUCUGUGCCACACCGACGUGAUGCUUUUUGAGAAGAACGAGCAAGGGCUUAUUCUCGGCAAAAACCCUGUUACCAUUGGCCACGAAGGCACCGGCAGAGUCUUUUCAACUGGGUCAGGAGACCUCGCGCGGACGUUCAAACCAGGCGACCCAGUAGGCUUUCUUUGCGCCGUCGACUCGUGCUUCGAGUGCUAUGCCUGCAAGAACGUCCACAAUGCAUGGUGUUCGACAGGCAAGACCAAGAUACAGGGCUUCAGUGCCGACGGAUACUUUGCAGAGUAUGCAGUGGUCGACGCCAGAGAAGUCAUAAUAUUGCCUGAGAAUUUGGACCCAAGGACUUCGGCACCUCUUUUCUGUGCAGGUCUGACCGCGUAUCAUGGCAUCGCAGACUGCGAGCUGCCUGCUGGUUCCUGGCUUGCUAUUAUCGGUUGCGGCGGCCUAGGUCACAUGGGCAUCCAAUAUGCCAAGGCCAUGGGCUACAAAGUGAUUGCAUUGGAUAUCACGGAUGCAGCCAUAGAAGAAGCUAAGAGCUGUGGUGCGGAUUACACCUUCAACUCCAUGACGGAUAAGGACUACAAGAAGAAGAUUGUAGAGCUCACGGGCGGCGGCGUACAUGCGGCAGUCAACUUCACGUCAUCCAAGAAGUCGUAUGAUGACUGUCCAGCGAUAGUCAAGCUCGGCGAGGGGUUGAUCAUGGUAGUGGGUAUCCCACAGCAGCCCAUCGAGUUCAAUGCUCUGGAUAUUGCGCUUGGUCGUUAUAGAAUCAAGGGAGCGAGUAACGGAACAUGCUACAACAUGAGGGAGGCUGUUGAGUUUUCGGCAAAGCACAACAUCAAGCCGCAUAUGACGGUAUUCAAGCUGGAGGAGGUGCCCAAGAUGAUUGAGCUGAUGAACUCGCACAAGGCGAAUGGGCGUAUGGGCGUGGUUUUUGACUAGAAGCGA
Molecule: messenger RNA, 1047 nt
Organism: Exserohilum turcica Et28A
Lineage: Eukaryota; Fungi; Ascomycota; Dothideomycetes; Pleosporales; Pleosporaceae
Exons: 3
Coding region: 1-1041 (346 amino acids)
Molecular function (GO): oxidoreductase activity
Source: RefSeq, a predicted model, not a curated record